Acanthoscelides obtectus is the source of this 1071-nucleotide messenger RNA. The record is from the annotation of a GenBank genome assembly. Lineage: Eukaryota; Metazoa; Arthropoda; Insecta; Coleoptera; Chrysomelidae.
AUGAAACAUUUUCGCGCCAUAGUUUAUUACAACUUGCAGAGACGAUUAUCGCAACAAGAAUGCCUUGCUGUGUUACUGUCUGUUUUCGGCAACGAAGCGCCACAUCAGUCGACAAUUUCCCGUUGGUAUGGAGAAUUCAAACGUGGACGGGUGAGUCUUAGCGACGAUCACAGGGUGGGUGCACCUAAAACGGCAGUCACCCAGGAAAACGCCGAUGCUGUGCGCAAACUCAUCAUUGAAGAUAGACAUGUGACAUAUAGCGGGAUUGAGGCAUCCUUGAAGAUCUCAAAGACCUCAAUUCAAAAAAAUUUACAUGAAGAAUUAGGAGUAAGAAAAUUAGUUUCUCGUUGGAUACCCCACCUGUUGACUGAAGAGCAGAAAGCAGCCAGGGUUAAUUGGUGUCAAAAAACGUUUGACCGUUUCUCAAAAAAUGUGUACAGCAUUGUUAGUGGUGAUGAAUCGUGGAUUUACUGUUAUGAACCAGAAAAUAAACGACAGUCGGCUGUUUGGGUGUUCCAAGGUGAAGAAAAACCAACAAAAAUCAUCCGUUCUCGAAGUGUUUCGAAUAAGAUGGUCGCGACAUUUGUGUCAAAAGCGGGUCAUAUUGCAACAAUUCCUUUUAAUGAGCAAAGAGCUGUUACUGCGGAUUGGUAUACCACCAUUUGUUUGCCAAAAGUCAUCACCGAGCUUCGAAAAAUCAACCCCGAAAGAAGAAUCACCCUCCACCAAGACAAUGCAAGCUCGCACGCAGCUCAAAGAACAAGGCAGUGUUUAACGAAAGAAAACGUGGAAUUAUUGGACCAUCCUCCAUAUAGUCCCGAUCUAAGUCCCAACGAUUUCUUUACUUUCCCGAAAAUUAAAAAUAUAAUGCGUGGUCAAACGUUCCAGUCACCAGAAGAAGCAAUGUGUAUUAAUCUUCGUGGAGAAUACUUCGAAAAACAAUAAAGUCAUUUAAAACUAUCUACCCUGCUGUUUUAUUUCCAUAUGCAAAACUUAAAAGACAUCCCUCGUAUAUAUAUAUAUAACAAAAUGUAGGAAAAUAAUGGAAAAAAUCCGCAAAAAGGAUGAAAG